Molecule: messenger RNA, 3344 nt
Organism: Paramuricea clavata
Lineage: Eukaryota; Metazoa; Cnidaria; Anthozoa; Malacalcyonacea; Plexauridae
Source: the annotation of a GenBank genome assembly
AUGGCCAACAAAAGCGCACAAGGGUCAGUGCAAGCCACUAAAGAAAAGAAAUAUCUCGGCAAAUAUUGCAUAGCCGGUGGCCCAAAUAAGUCAAGUUGCAAAAAUAAUUCUUUAACUGCAGGAAUAUCAAUGCAUGAAUUCCCUAAAAAGGAUUCAUCACUUCGAAAAUCGUGGAUUCAAUUCGUCCAGCGACAUAGCCACAACUGGCAACCUUAGGCAUAUUCCUGCUGGUGUUCUGCACAUUUUGAAGCUUCUUGCUUCCAUAAUCGCAUUGACAUCAAUCUCGAAGGCACCAGUACGACACGAACGAAACGAUUGCUGGAUAGAAGUUUAGCUCUUCCAACAAUUGAUACGGUUUCUUCGGUGCGAACUUCAGACGCAAUCUCGUCAAGGGAACGCAGACAGGUACGCGAAUAAUAAUAAUGCAAUAAUUAUAUUCAUGUAUUUUCAAUAUCAAUAUGAAUUUUAAUCACUUGCUGUGCUUGAGAAUUUAAUACUGAACUAUUCAAGAAAUCUAUGAAGAAAUAGACUAUUUUGUCAAUCGUUUAUUUUAUGUAUAGUUCCUUCGUCAUGUUCAGCGAGAAUGGCAAACACCUCGGCAAACACCAUCUCUGAAUUUGAAUGUCGAAGCAAUUCAUGACAUUCACAUUGUGGAUCAAACUCCUUCGACCCCUUGUCCGAGCCUUAUUUACGAGCAAGCCACUUCAUCAUUGACCACUGUCGAAUCCAGUAUCGUAACUCCAAUUUCCAGUGAAUUACCGGUAUUGACUUCGUCCAAGGAACAAUGUAAAAAGCUGCGAGAUUCCUUGCGUAAAGGCAAAGUCGCUAGAAGGAAAUUGAAGCUGAAGGUGCAGCAGCUGGAAAAAACUAACAAGAGCUUAGUGAAUGUAAGUGUGUCUGUAUGAGAUGUUUAUACAGUAUGUAAGGGACAGAUCGUUUUAUAAAUUGUCAAAAGUAGAAACAUAAAUAUUUCAAAUUGAAAUUCCCUGUAUGCAGGUAUGCUUGCUAUGGAUAGACAAAGUAACAAAUAGUAUUAACCCGUUUAUAGCGCCCAAAUACACCCUGCUUAAUAUUUACUCUGUCUAACGCCAGACAAUUUUAGUUGUCAGUGGUAGAGUAUUGCCAAUUAAUGGGUUAACAAACCAUCUGCCCAUGUCACUUGUUAACCCAUUAGCACCCAAGUACACCCUACUUUAGUAUUUACUUUGCCUAAUGCCAGACUAUUUUACUCGUCAGUGGUAGAGUGUUGGUGGUUAUUAAUGAGUUAAAAUGAAAAUUGACAAGUAUUGUACAGAAACAACCAUUCACAUAUGAACCAAUAUUGCACUUAUUUUCCUGCAGAAAGUAAAAAAGCAAACUGUGAUGAUUGAUCAAGUUGUCAACAAUCUUCACACUGAUGAGUCUGAUGACGAUGAUGGUGAAGAUAUCGAAGAAGACUGGGAGCCAACAAAUGAUGAUGACGAUGGUGAUGAUGAGAUUCCAGCAAAUGAAGAGUCAAGAAAUGUGAUACGGUAUAUAACCGAUUGAAUGUGUAGUUUGAGAAUUCCUCAUGGCCAUAUCAACAUUUCCUUGGGUUUCACUACGGCAUUUUGCAGUGAAUCUGAUUGGGGGUCAAUCAAAAAUGAAUCGAUGCUUAUGCUGUACUGGAGUGAGCAAAUGAUACAAAAUUGCAUGUAUUUGACACCAAAGACAAGGCCAACACAUACAGUGAAAAAUUAAUUCACUCUGAUGACCGUGUCUCGAUUUAGAGUUGACCCCCCUUCAAAUUUAUGACAUCAUAUGAAACCCAAGAAUAGGGAACACAUUCUCCCUUGCAACACAAUUUUUCCAUUGCUAAAUUACUACUACGGAUAUUUCAAUAUGGCAAAUCGGAGCACAAUUUACUGUACCCUUGAUUGCAUUAACAUUUAUAGAUGCCCUGUUAGUGUUAUUUUUAAUCUCUAUUGUAACACUGUACUGGCAAUCCUUGGGUCUUACAUCACUUAAUUAACAUUGCCUACUUGUAAUUAAAUUCUGUACAAUGUCUCUUUUUUAGUGUCGAUGCAAGUACAACAUCAGUUGAUGAGCCAAAGUUUAUUGUUUUUUACCAAUCCCUUUUGGCUUUGUUUUCUUUGUUUUGUUUUAACUGCAAAGCAGAGAAACCAGAAGUGAGAAUGGAGCAGAAUGGUACCAUGGUAACUGUUGAGCAACAAUGCUCAAAUUGUCAUGCGAAACCAUUCUGAUGGAGGAGCCAACCUUUUAUACUUGGCAGAUAUCCAGCAGGAAAUGUUUUGUUGAGCUUUGCGACAUUGAUGGCUGGUGCUUCAAUCAGCAAGGUUCUUCUGGUUUUUUGGCAUUUUGGUUUGGCAGCCUACUCACCGAGGACCUUCUUUUAUCAUCAACGCAAAUUUCUUUUGCCAAGCAUCCUCCACUACUGGGAGUCAUACCAAGCUAAGCUGAUACAGUCAUUGAAGUCUGUCAAAGAUAGUGUUUGGAGUGGAGAUGGUCGAUUCGACUCAAUGGGCCACUCUGCAAAAUAUGGAGUGUACACAAUGUUCUGUUGUACCAUAAUGAAAAUUGUCCAUUUUUUGUCCCCCCCCCCCUUGGCUGGCUUACGGUACUCUAUGCACAUGUUCUAUAAUUUGUUCUGCAGACAUAUCAUGGCAAGCUUGCAUUUCAACGAAAAUAUUAAUCGGGAAAGUCAAACAACAAAGGAUGGAAAUGCAUAUGUCCAUGUCACAUAUCCCAAGUUCAAAUUGGGUGAUGAAGUUGUUAGAGAAGUAUCGGUACCACCAAAAUAUGGUGAGUUUUCCUUUUUUUAAUUAAUGCAUUACAACUGUUACAUCUCAAGGCCAGUGUAAUACUAUUUUUUCAUUUUAAUAUUUUUAAGAAUAUGUUACCUGCAUUAAAAAAGUUUUACUCACUUUGAGCAAGGAAGACCUGACCAAAGUGAGAAACAAAUAUUUGGCAAAGGUUCCAGCAGCACUCAACACCCAAUUUGCAGACAGAAAAUCGAAGAUUGAAGCUGUGCAAGAACAUGGGAAAAGAAAAAAGCAAGUUGUUGAACUUCCUCCAUCAGGUAUAAGAGAAACAAAUAACUGAAUAGAAUAUUGAAAUCCAGCCCUAGUCCUGAGUUAGAAACUGUAAGUACUGGUUAAUUAAGGCAAUUUUAAAAGGUUUACUGAAUUAUGAUCAAUAUUUUUUUAGCCCAAGAGCAAGAAACUCUUAAAAGGAAACUUGAAGAGGCUGAGGCAGCAAGGCAAGCCGAACCACCUGCAAAGAAACAGAGAUGCUGCCGGAAAUGCAAGAGUCCAAUGUUAGGGCAUCCAUGUGGUCAUUGUAUGAACCAGGCAGAGGAGAAUUGA